CACCACCAGGGGGCGAUGGCGCAGCGAGAGCGGAGCAGACAAGAGGGCGGUAUAGCGAGGCCGGAAGCUCCGUGUCACGUGGCGGCACCCGGAAGUAGCGGCAGCGGGGUGGCCAUGAGCAGCAGCGGCGGCGACGGAGCGGGGUCAGGUGGGACCGAACCCGGUGAUGGCUGCGGUAACGGUUCCGGUUCCGGUUCGGAGCGGCGGGUCCAUAUUAUGGUGGAGUAUUGUGAACCCUGCGGUUUCGGGGCCACCUACGAGGAGCUGGCGAGCGCCGUGAAGGAGGAAUAUCCCGACAUCGAAAUCGAGUCCCGCCUGGGGGGCACCGGAGCCUUUGAGAUUGAGAUCAACGGGCAGCUGGUUUUCUCCAAGCUGGAGAAUGGAGGUUUUCCCUACGAGAAGGAUCUGAUGGAAGCCAUCCGCAGAGCCAGGAAUGGGGAACCGCUGCACAAGAUCACCAACAGCCGCCCCCCCUGCGUCCUCCUGUAGCCCUGCAGCUGCUGGGGGUCUCCUGUCCCCCCUCAGCGCCCCCCUAUUGCUCCCCAUUAACCACCUGCAGCCCUGGGGGGCUGCCCCAUGGUGCUGCUGUCACUGCUCCAGCUCUGCCCAUCCCCUGAGGCCACAUUCACAACACAUGGGCUGUAACGUGGCACUGACCUGCUCCCCUCCUGCCCCUCCUGACAACAGCAGCACUGUGGGGUGGGGGGGCUCAUUCUCAGCCCCUGUUGUGAUUUGGGGACCUGUGCAGCCAGUGAACACCAGCCCAACCCCAUCACGGGGGACUCGGCUGCUUCAGGGCUCCCAAAGGUUUAUGCAGAGGAACGUGAACUCGAGUGUGGUUUGUUAAUGAUUCCAGCUCCUCUGGUCACUGUUUAAACAGCUACGAGGGCAGCAGGGACUGGCUGGUUAUAGGAACCCCUGCUUGGCUCCAUCCCCACAGCCCCAGGGUUCAUUGAACAGCCACGAGCUUCCCCUGCUGCCCCGUUCCCAGGCUCCCGGCUCUCCCCCUCCCCACAUCAUGACUCUGCCCUUGGGGCAGCUGAGCCCAGGGCAGCGUGGCAGAAUGGUGCCCAUCCCCUAUUGGUGCCCAUCCCCUAUUUAUGAUGUACUGUCUGUGGGCCCAGCGCUGAAUAAAGGAUGGAGGUAAACGUG
Messenger RNA from Coturnix japonica (Japanese quail), 1152 nucleotides. It is a transcript of the gene MIEN1, whose product is annotated as migration and invasion enhancer 1. The record is from RefSeq and is a predicted model, not a curated record. Gene Ontology annotation, cellular component: cytosol. Lineage: Eukaryota; Metazoa; Chordata; Aves; Galliformes; Phasianidae. Gene Ontology annotation, biological process: positive regulation of filopodium assembly; negative regulation of apoptotic process.